Messenger RNA from Trichobilharzia szidati, 936 nucleotides. The record is from the annotation of a GenBank genome assembly. Lineage: Eukaryota; Metazoa; Platyhelminthes; Trematoda; Strigeidida; Schistosomatidae.
AUGACUCCCAAUCUGUUGAUGAAAAAGACUAAAUCAGAAGAACCAGUGCGUGUUUUCGCUGUCAACCUUUCUGGCAAGAAUAGUGAUUACAAAAUUGAAAUUAUUGAAAACUUGGAACAGUUUACGGAAUUAAAACAGCUGAAUUUAUCGUAUAACCGUAUCUACAAAAUUAAUGGGUUAUCAAGUUUGUGCCACCUCACUUCGUUGAAUAUUUCACAUAAUUCCAUUAAAUCUCUGGAUGGGAUUCAGUCUUUGUCUAAUUUAUUGCUUCAUCAAAUAACAUAUAUGCGAUCUUUAUCGAACCUAACAGUUUUCACAUUCGAAGGCAAUCCAGCAGUUGACCAACUAAUAGUCAGUGCUUAUAACAGUUGUAGCAGUGGUGAUGAAGCCGUAUUAAAGAAUGCUAUUGAUAAAUUCGAUCCUAAUUCAGUUUAUCGAAUCUUCGUUAUAUUUCAUUUAAACUCACUCAUAUUGCUUGACAACAAGGAAGUUCUUCCAUUUGAAAGACAAGUGGCUGAACAACGGUUUUCCCAAGUCGAAGUAUCUAGGUAUUUAGAGAAGUUGGAUAAGUGCGAAAAUCGUUUGAAUGAAGUAGAAAAUAAGAAAUCUUCACUGGAAAAGGACUUACUUAACCAUCAGUCUAAGUUAAAUGAAGCUUUGCAAGAAAGGAAUUUGGAAAGCGAAUUAAUAUCUCAUUUAGAAGAAGAGUUGCGUGCUAAAGAUAAAUUACUUCAUUCCAAAUCACAGGAACUAGCUCGUGCAUGCUUAAAACACUUUGAAUUGGAACAGGAAUUAGCUUUUCAUAAAAUUGAUGAGAAGUUGAGUUUGGCUGAUUUAUGUCUACCGAAACAAAACAAUUCAUCUAAUAUAUAUCAAACACGUUAUAUUCCACAAAAAGAGAAUGAGGUUUCUACUGGAAGAUAUCAGUUUUACUAA